AUGCACAAAACAUCAUCAUCAUCAUCAUCAUCAUCAUCAUCAUCAUCAUCAUCAUCAUCAUCAUCAUCAUCAUCAUCAUCAUCAUCAUCAUCAUCAUCAUCAUCAUCAUCAUCAUCAUCAUCAUCAUCAUCAUCAUCAUCAUCAUCAUCAUCAUCAUCAUCAUCAUCAUCAUCAUCAUCAUCAUCAUCAUCAUCAUCAUCAUCAUCAUCAUCAUCAUCAUCAUCAUCAUCAUCAUCAUCAUCAUCAUCAUCAUCAUUAUUAUUAUUAUUAUUAUUAUUAUUAUUAUUAUUAUUAUUAUUAUUAUUAUUAUUAUUAUUAUUAUUAUUAUAA
This is a messenger RNA of Schistosoma guineensis, 330 nucleotides long. NCBI's taxonomy places the organism in Eukaryota, Metazoa, Platyhelminthes, Trematoda, Strigeidida, Schistosomatidae. The record is from the annotation of a GenBank genome assembly.